Molecule: messenger RNA, 519 nt
Organism: Ochlerotatus camptorhynchus
Lineage: Eukaryota; Metazoa; Arthropoda; Insecta; Diptera; Culicidae
Product: vitelline membrane protein 15a-1-like
Exons: 1
Coding region: 53-385 (110 amino acids)
Source: RefSeq, a predicted model, not a curated record
AGUACCAAGCAACAUCCACCGAGGAAAUCAACCAACUCAACCAACUAUCAUCAUGAACAAGUUCGUCAUCUUGGCUUUCAUUGCUCUGGCCGUCGGUGCCCUGGCUGACUACCCGAAACCAGCCUACCACCACGCUCCGGCUCCAGCUCAUCAUGCUCCAGCUCCAGCUCACUAUGGCCACCACCAUGCAGCUCCAGUGGUCCACACCUACCCGGUGCACGCUCCCCACGCCAAGUGCGGUGCCAACCUGCUCGUCGGAUGCGCUCCCAGUGUUGCUCAUGUCCCAUGUGUCCCAGUUAAGGAACACCACGGAUACGGACACGCUCCAGCUCACCACGGAUACCGUGCUCCGGAAUCCGACGCUUUCGACCAGUUCGAGGAAUAAGCGGUGGCUCCCCUCGACCACUUCACCCAUCAACUAAAGACUGAGCAGCAGCAGCAGUAGCAGUGAAAAAUACUCGAUCCGGCUAAGAUGCACUAAUUGACAACGAAAAACGGACAACGAUCAGGAUCCUGGUA